UGGAUUUUGCCCUUCCCCCAAAGAAACCUUCAUCUCCGGCGAGAAGGACGGCAUCAACAGCCAUGGAUCAAUCCUUCUUACUGAUGCUCUCAACUCUCCUCCACCUCCACAACUACCUCGAUCCCACCAUUACCCUUCUCCCUUCCACUCCCUCCUCCGCCUCCUCUCCUUCCUCCGCCUCCUUCAACUCUCCCACCUCCCUUCUUUCCUCCUCCUCCGCCGCCCCUCUCCUCUUCUUCACAAUCGCCUCCGUCCUCUCCUUCAUCGCCUCCUCUCGCUCCAACGCCUCCUCCUCCCCUUCCCGAACCUCCUCCACUACCCUUCCUCCCUCUUCCUCCGAUUACUCCGUCUCCGCCUUCCGCGCCUUCUCCACCGACCACAUUUGGUCCCUCGAAGCCCCUUUUCGCGAUGCCCAAUGGCGCUCCCUCUACGGCCUCUCUCACCCUGUCUUCACCACCAUCGUCGACAAGCUCAAGCCCCAUAUUGCCCUCUCCAAUCUCUCUCUCCCUUCCGAUUACGCCGUCGCUAUGGUCCUCUCUCGCCUCUGCCACGGCCUCUCCGCUAAAACCGUCGCUGCUCGUUUCUCUCUCGAACCCUAUCUUGUUUCCAAAAUCACCAAUAUGGUCACCCGUCUUUUGGCCACCAAGCUUUAUGCUGAGUUUAUUAAGAUUCCGGUUAGUCGCCGGCGUUUGAUUGAGACCACUCAGGCUUUCGAGGAGUUGACUUCUCUCCCCAAUAUGUGUGGCGCCAUUGAUGGGAGUCCGAUCAAGCUUCGCCGACUACCUCCUGACCAGAAUUUUUCCACUAAUUACAAUUGUCGAUUUGGGUAUCCCUCGGUUCUGCUUCAAGUUGUUGCUGACAACAAGAAAAUUUUCUGGGAUGUGUGUGUUAAAGCUCCUGGUGGUAGUGACGAUGCCAGCCAUUUUAGGGAUAGUCUUAUGUACCAUAGGCUUACUUCUGGUGAUAUUGUUUGGGAUAACGUAAUUAACGUUAGGGGUCACCAUGUUCGACCUUACAUUGUGGGUGAUUGGGGAUAUCCUCUGUUAUCUUUCCUGUUGACACCAUUUUCGCCGAACGGCAUCGGCACGCCUGCACAGAACCUGUUUGAUGGAAUGCUGAUGAAGGGUAGGUCUGUUGUGGUUGAUGCAAUUGGGUUGCUUAAGGCUAGGUGGAAGAUUCUUCAGGAUUUGAAUGUGGGUUUAAGCCAUGCGCCACAGACCAUUGUUGCUUGUUGUGUGUUGCAUAAUUUGUGUCAAAUUGCCAAGGAGCCAGAGCCUGAACCAUUGAAGGACCCAAAUGAAACUGGCCCUGCACCCAACAUUCUUGACACUGAAAAGUCUCUGUGUUAUUAUGGUGAAAGUGUGAGGCAGGCGCUGGCUGAUGAUUUGCAUCAAAGGCUUCCAUCGAGGUAGCUAACGUUGCAUCAAUAUAGUCUUUCAUGUUGCACUUCCAUUGUUGCCAUGCUUAGUCAUUGCCUACAUUAGAAAGAGUAAUUGUUCAUAGCUUGAUCCUAGAAGAACUCUGCCAUUGACUGAUAGCUUUAGAUUAUUAGUUAGAAACAAAGGGAUGCGUUUGUUGAGUAAUGCAUGAUUGUCUUAACAUCCUCCUAGGCGUUGUGUAUCUGAGUUCAAUGAUGGUUAUAUGAACUGUAAGUUAUGGGUGAAUGUUUGUAGAAAUUAGUGUUCAAAGUGUACUCAGAAACUCUAAUUGAAGCAUUUCAGGCAGUUUGAUCUAUGUUUGAUGAUAUAUUUUGGCUA
This is a messenger RNA of Cucurbita pepo subsp. pepo (vegetable marrow), 1757 nucleotides long. The record is from RefSeq and is a predicted model, not a curated record. Lineage: Eukaryota; Viridiplantae; Streptophyta; Magnoliopsida; Cucurbitales; Cucurbitaceae.